CAUUUAGAGAUUGAGCCGGCAGAAUUUGAAGAAAAGUGGAACAAAGUUAUUUCAGAAUUCCAUUUGAACGAUCAUGAAUGGUUGACAUACAUGUACAACAUACGUGAUAUGUGGAUUCCAGCGUAUUUCAGAGAUUUAUUUUUGGGUGGCAUUAUGAGAACCACAUCUAGAUCAGAAAGUGAAAAUAAUUUUUUCACUAUGUUCACAAAUCCCCAUCUCACUUUGAUUGAGUUCUACAUGAGGUUUGAAUGUGCAUUGGAUGCUCAAAGGCACACUCAAAAUAAAAUGGAUAAUGAUUCGAAGAAUAAGCGUCCGGAGUGUAAGACUCCAAUUCCUUUAGAGAAAGAUGCUUCUGAAUUGUUUACAACAACAAUUUUCUAUGAAUUUCAAUAUGAGCUUGAAAUUGGAUGUUUUAAUUGUGGUGUUGAGGAGAUGAAGAAGGACAAUGAGCUUUACAUUUUCAAUUUGAGGGAAGGAACUAGAAGGAGGACUUUUGAUGUUGUUUUUGAUCCAACUACCUUUGAUACCAAGUGUUUUUGUAAAAAAUUUGAACGUGAUGGUGUGCCUUGUAGGCAUAUGAUUUGGGUGUGGAAGGCAAGGAUGUUAGAAAAAAUUCCCAAGGCCUACAUUCUAAAUAGAUGGUGUACAAUGGCUUAUAAGAAGCCCAUUUUUGAUUUAGAGGGUAAUGUGUUGGAGGAAUGUAUUAAUGCAGUAGAUAAGAAAAUGUUAUUAAAUGAUUUGUGGUCUGAAAUUCAUGCUUGUGUGAGUUUAGUGCAAAACAAUGAAGAUGAUCUUAGUGAUCUUGUCAAAAAACUUCGAGCCAUGAGGGCAGAUUUGGAACAGAAGAAAACAAAUGGAAGCAACAAUCUUUCGAGCAAAGUUAAAGACAUUGAAAUGCUUAUUGGAGCUAGUCUACCUUCUAAUGUUUUAAUCAAACCUCCUAAAAUUUCGAAGAACAAAGGCACGGGGGUUCAUGUUCCAAAUCAGGUCAAUGUUCCAAAUGAUGUCCAUGUUCCAAAUCAGGUUCAUGUUCCAAAUCAGGUAAAUGUUCCAAAUGAUGUCCAUGUUCCAAAUGAUGUCCAUGUUCCAAAUGAGGUUCAUGUUCCAAAUAGUGACAAAAGAAUGAAGAGUGACAGAGAAAAGUCUAUUGAACAAAGUCAAAAGAAGAAGAGAUUAUGUAGAGCAUGUGGGGAGCUUGGUUAUCAUGAUAGUCGUAAUUGCCCUGGAAAAGUCAAGUGAUAUUGUAAGUAAACUUUAUUUUUAAUUUUCUUAUAUUUAUUUUGUUCUAAAGUAAUUAUGUUUUAAGCAAGUUUAGAACAUAAAGU
Molecule: messenger RNA, 1325 nt
Organism: Chenopodium quinoa (quinoa)
Lineage: Eukaryota; Viridiplantae; Streptophyta; Magnoliopsida; Caryophyllales; Amaranthaceae
Product: protein FAR1-RELATED SEQUENCE 5-like
Exons: 2
Coding region: 91-1239 (382 amino acids)
Biological process (GO): regulation of DNA-templated transcription
Molecular function (GO): zinc ion binding
Source: RefSeq, a predicted model, not a curated record